Molecule: messenger RNA, 2875 nt
Organism: Rattus rattus (black rat)
Lineage: Eukaryota; Metazoa; Chordata; Mammalia; Rodentia; Muridae
Gene: Slc10a5
Product: solute carrier family 10 member 5
Exons: 2
Coding region: 1168-2472 (434 amino acids)
Biological process (GO): bile acid and bile salt transport
Cellular component (GO): membrane
Molecular function (GO): bile acid:sodium symporter activity
Source: RefSeq, a predicted model, not a curated record
CCACCUUAUGUUGUUACGUGGUGACCCUGCAUGAUAUUUUCCCACUUACAGAUACCAAGGGUAGACUAAGUGUUUGCUUUACCUUGUAGAUUUGCUCUAGAACUCUAGGAUUAUUAGCAUCAAGGGUGCUCUCAAGCCAGCCAAUGUAGCUAAUGACUAACCUGGGUCAUUGUGCUUCAGUUUAGUGGCCCAAUGUUAUAGGUGUGAAUCAGGGUACAAAGGGCACCUGCUUCAAUUUCUGAUCAUUUGUGCCCUGAACAAGGAAUUGGACUAGGAAUGGACACAGGGAUGCUGGUAGGAAAAGAUAGUUUAUUAAGAAAUUGUUUCCUAAGAGGGACGUGGACCAAGGCUGGAGAAAGGUGAGAAGGUUAGUGGUGCCUAUUCAGAGCAGAUUGUCAUAUUUGUCAGUGUAGCUUGGAGAUCAGUAUGACUAUUCCAUCAUCUCAGAGUCAAAACGGCCUAACUAUGUGCUGAUGUGACAGGAGAGAAUGCAAUGGAGGGAGAGGAAGGGGACACCUUCAUUUGUUGUUUGUUUGCAUGCUUUGUUACAAGACAGCCUGGUAGGGAGGGGCUUCCAGUCUUUUAGCUAAUUGGCUUCUUUCAUCGCCAAUUCUCACUUCCUCUGUCUUCUGUGCUCCCUCUCCCCCUCCCCCUUCCUCCUCCCCAUUCCCUCCCCACCACACACUCUCCUGUCACACCAGUGUGUAGUUAGGCCAUUUGCCUCUUUCUUGAUGGAAUAGUCAUACAGAUUCAAGUCAUGAUAUCUGUCCUAGUAGGGGUUUUGUUUUGUUUUGUUCUCCCUGGCUGCUUUUAUUUUAUUAUUUUUCUGAGGACCAAAAGUAAUAACUCCAAGUAUUCCUCAGGUAAUAAGAAACUCAGGAAGAGAGAUUAGGUUUUUUGUUUGUUGUAAGGGACACCUGUUAAAUGCAAGGGUUUAUUUUUAUGUUUUCUUAACUACAAGUUAAACUGGUUGUGUCACUUGCUCACUCGAUAGCUUUAUGCGGGUUUGAAGUACAACAGUCCCUCCUCCUGGACCUUGACCGACCAAACCUAACUGUUACCUAACUCACAUUUGCGCCUUCAGUGACUGAAGACCUGUAAGAAAAAAUGAUCUUUUGUUUUUUAAUAAAACCGGGUUGGCACACAUGGUUUGUUUAAACUUUCAAAAUGUCUGGAAAACUUUUCAUAAUUCUCCUUUUGUUGGUGACCCCGGGAGAAGCAAGGAAGUCAUUUCUCAGAUUUCUGAAUAUACAAAAUCCAGAAAUGCUGUCGUUUAUGAAGCCAGAAGAAACCGUCAUUGUAAGGUCCAGCUAUGAAGGUAAGCGGCCUCACUCCAGCUACCUGCUCGUGAAGUUGGAGGAUCCUACAGUGCUGCAGGUGGUGAAUGUGACCAAGACCUCCCUGGACUUCACAGACUUCACCAUCAACCUGAAGACGUUCCCAGGAGAGACAAACCUCACCAUGCAGCUCUGGGAGUCUGAAGGUAGGCAAACAAGACUCAUCGAAGAGAUAACCAAUAUCAGAGUGAGCGUGUUCAGACAGACAGAGGACAGUGUCUUCCAGGAACCAAUCCACGUCAACAGCUCCGUCUUCCUGCUUGUCUUAUUGAUGAUCCUUUUAAAUAAAUGCGCCUUUGGCUGCAAGAUUGAAUUACAGGUGCUCCAAACAGUGUGGAAGAGACCUUUGCCAAUACUUCUUGGGGCGGUUACACAGUUUUUUCUUAUGCCAUUCUGUGGCUUUCUCUUGUCUCAGAUUUUGGGCUUGUCAGAGGCACAAGCUUUUGGAUUUGUAAUGACCUGCACAUGCCCAGGAGGGGGUGGGGGCUAUCUCUUUGCUCUCCUUCUAGAAGGGGACGUCACUUUGGCCAUUUUGAUGGCUUGCACGUCAACGUCCCUGGCCCUCGUCAUGAUGCCUGUCAACUCGUACUUAUACAGUCGCCUACUCGGGUUAGCAGGUGUAUUUCACGUCCCUGUCUUAAAGAUUGUGUCUACUCUUCUUUUCAUACUUACGCCAGUAUCGAUCGGCGUAGUCAUUAAGCACAGAAUGCCUGAAAAAGCAGUCUGUCUAGAGAGAGUAGUGCGGCCUCUGAGUUUGACUUUAAUGUUGGUGGGAGUCUACUUGGCUUUCAGGAUGGGACUGGUGUUUCUGAGAAUGGCUAACCUAGAGGUGUUUCUUUUGGGGCUUCUGGUUCCUGUACUGGGCUUUUCAUUUGGGUAUUCCUUUGCUAAAGUCUACCUGCUGCCGCUUCCUGUUUGCAAAACAGUCGCAAUCGAAAGUGGGAUGUUGAAUAGUUUCUUAGCCCUGGCCAUUAUUCAGCUUUCUUUUCCACAGUCCAAGGCAUAUGAGGCCUCCGUGGCUCCUUUUACGGUAGCGAUGUGUUCCAGCUGUGAAAUGUUGCUGCUCCUUCUGGUCUACAAGGCUAAGAAGAGGCCACUCCUUAGCACAGAAAAUGAAAAGGCUCCUCUCGUUUAAAACCACAGCCCUCUUAAUUCUUGACCAGGCUGAAGUACCGUAGGAGAUUCAGACUACACAUAAAAUAGCGCGUGCACUAACGUCACCUUCAAGCUGGUUAAAAGACUGCAUGGGAGAGUUUUCCUCUUGUCAUGUAUGGGGUCUCCACAGCCAUCAGAGCCAACCUCCACACACACAGCAGCAAGGGUUUAUGCAUUGUGACACCAGCUUGCAGUGCUGCUUUAAUCGAUCAGAACCUCAGACACGUUUGUGCACUUGGCAGGAGAAUGAACUGUGCUGAAAAACCUGAGUUACCUGACUACAGGGCAGAAGCAGCAGCAGAGGCUGCCAUAAACCCUCUGGAGUCCUGCUCAUCUGAUGGAGGAAGCUAGCAACAGCUUUAAUGUGAAGACAUCUGAUAUCU